This is a messenger RNA of Cetraspora pellucida, 183 nucleotides long. The record is from the annotation of a GenBank genome assembly. NCBI's taxonomy places the organism in Eukaryota, Fungi, Glomeromycota, Glomeromycetes, Diversisporales, Gigasporaceae.
AUGUUUCAAGUUCUUCUUGAUAAAGAAGUCAAAGAUAAAGGAGGUGAGGAUAAUAAAAGUAAAGAUGAAGAAGGUGAAGAUAAAGAAGGUAAAGACAAAGGAGGUGAAGAUAAAGAGCAAGUUGGUUGUUCAAGAAUUUGUAAAAGAUCAGUUUGUUCUAUAGUCAAUGAAGGGUCAAGAUGA